This is a messenger RNA of Dibothriocephalus latus, 300 nucleotides long. The record is from the annotation of a GenBank genome assembly. Lineage: Eukaryota; Metazoa; Platyhelminthes; Cestoda; Diphyllobothriidea; Diphyllobothriidae.
AUGCGGCUUCUGAUCCUUGUGCUGAUUUCUCAUUUUGGCACAUCCCUGUCGGGACGGCUUCCUCCAGGACUUUGGUCAUCCCGGUCGUCCGCCUUCUUUGAGCCGGAUGACGAGCUGCGCCCCAUCGAAACUCUGUUAAAGCGUGCUGAUGGUCUAGCUGACGAUGGUCUAGCUGACAUGGAACCAGAUGCUAUAACGGCGGGGCGGCUGAAAGAUGUCUUGCGGGAAAUUGCCCGACGAGGUAACGGCGCUGCCUACUUCUCCACGUGGAGGCCGCACUCUCGGUUUGGAAGACGUUAA